AUGGCUUCUGGGCUUUCCCUCCUGGAAGAGGAGCUCUCCUGUCCUGUGUGCUCUGACAUCUUCAGGGAUCCUGUUGUUCUGAAGUGCAGCCACAGCUUCUGUAAAGCCUGUCUGCAGCAGUACUGGGAGCAGAAGGGAUCUCGGGAAUGUCCAGUUUGCAGGAGAAAGUCUUCUAUGGAUGAUCCUCCACUAAAUCUGGCUCUGAGGAACACCUGUGAGGCGUUCUUAAAGGAGAGAAGUCAGAGAGCUGCAGCGGGAUCUGAAGAGCUCUGCAGUCUGCACAGAGAGAAACUCAAGCUCUUCUGUUUGGAUGAUCAAAUACCUGUUUGUGUUAUCUGCCAAACUUCAAGAAAACAUCAAAACCACAAACUACUUCCAGUUCAGGAAGCAGCAGAAGACUAUAAGGAGAAACUCAGGACUGCACUGACUCCACUGCAGGAGAAGCUGAAAGCCUUUAAUAAAGUGAAACUGAUCUGUGAUCAAACACUGGAGCACAUCAAGAGCCAAAGGCAGCACACAGAGAGGCAGAUAAAGAUGGAGUUUGAGAAACUUCAGCAGUUCCUGAAAGAUGAAGAGGCAGCCAGGAUAGCAGCAGUGAGGGAGGAAGAGGAGCAGAAGAGUCAGAGGAUGAAGGAGAAGAUUGAGAAGAUGACACAGGAGAUAUCAUCCCUUUCAGAGCAAAUCAGAGCCAUAGAGCAGGAGCUGGGAGCUGAAGAUGUUUCAUUCUUGCAGAGCUACAAAGAAACAGCAAAAAGAGCCCAGUGCACACUGCAGGAUCCAGAGCAGGUGUCAGGAGCGCUGAUUGAUGUGGCCAAGCACCUGGGCAAUCUGAAGUACAGAGUGUGGGAGAAGAUGCUGGAGACUGUUCAAUACACUCCUGUGAUUCUGGAUCCAAACACAGCACAUCCCAAUCUGUCACUAUCUGAGGAUCUGACCUGUGCGAUGUACAGUUCUGAAAGACAGCAGCUUCCUGAUAACCCAGAGAGGUUUGAUUGGUGGGAGAGUGUGCUGGGCUCUGAGGGAUUCAGCUCAGGGAAACACUGCUGGGAUGUUGAAGUGGGGGAUGGACAUUACUGGACAUUGGGUGUGGUCAAAGAGUCUUUGAAGAGGAAAAGGACAUUCGCUCUGAGCCCAGAGAGAGGAGGAUGGUGUAUAGAGCAGUGUUAUGGGGAAUACACAGCCCUGACCUCCUCACUUACACGCUUCACUGUGAAGAGGAAACCCCAGAGGAUCAGAGUGCAGCUGGACUGGGACAGGGGGGAGGUGUCAUUCUCUGACCCCAGGGACAACACUCCUCUCUACACUUUUACACACUCAUUCACUGAGAGACUGUUUCCAUUCUUUGAUAUUUAUUGGGGGUAUCAUCCUCUGAAAAUCUCCCCUGUGAGUGUUAGUUUAACAGUUGAAUAGCGCUGUGUGUUGAAACAGUGAUCAGUGAAGAUCAACUUCUGAUAAGUGCAGUCUGAUCAUUCUGAUGUGUGACAGAAAACAAGGAUACUCAGUUGUAAAGAGACUCACUCCUUCUUGGGUAAAAAACUAUAUAAAGUAUUUCAGAUUUCCCCACUAAAUAAUUCAUCCAUAAGAAGUCAGUGAGCUCCUCACACCUGUGCAUUUUAGCUGUGUUAGCAUUAUCAGGGCUGAUCUGAUUUGUGAGGUGGUUGUCAUUUUAUUCAGAAC
This is a messenger RNA of Megalops cyprinoides (Indo-Pacific tarpon), 1677 nucleotides long. Its product is annotated as zinc-binding protein A33-like. The transcript is spliced from 6 exons. The record is from RefSeq and is a predicted model, not a curated record. The coding region runs from base 1 to 1410 and encodes 469 amino acids. Gene Ontology annotation, biological process: protein ubiquitination. Gene Ontology annotation, molecular function: protein binding; zinc ion binding; ubiquitin-protein transferase activity. NCBI's taxonomy places the organism in Eukaryota, Metazoa, Chordata, Actinopteri, Elopiformes, Megalopidae.